AUGAGUUUAAAGAUCCUUACUUGGAAUGUCAGGGGUUUGAACUCAAACAGCAGAAGAACGCUGGUUCAUAAGAUGAUUCAAAUGAUAAAGGCUCUAAUAAUCAUUUUGAAAGAAACUAAAAUGAUGCAGUGUUCUUCGUGGGAUAUAAAACAAAUCUGUGGGUAUAAAAAUGUUGGGUGGACGUUGCAACAAUCAAUUGGAAGCACAGGAGGUAUGCUUACUCUAUGGGAUAGAGAUCUAGUAGAAGUCAGUGACUCCCUUGUAGGCAAUUACACCUUAUCCAUUCUUUGCACUAAUAAGAUGGAUAAUUUCAGAUUGAUUCUCGCAAAAGUAUAUGGUCCAAUUAAACCGGUUGAAAGAACUACGUUUUGGGGGGAGUUGGAUAACAUUUACAGUUAUUGGAAUGAUUUACCUUGGUGUCUUGGUGGUGACUUCAAUACUAUCACCAAGUGUGAUGAGAAGAAGAAUUGUAACAAGAUUACUAGCAGCAUGAAGAAUUUCAAUGAGUUUAUUAUUGAGCAUGAUCUUAUUGAUUUGCCUCUAAAAGGUGCAAGAUAUACUUGGUCAAAUGGACAGACAAACCCGGUUAUGUGCAGACUUGACAGGUUCCUUAUCUCUCCUUCCUUUGAGCAACACUAUCCUUUUGUGUCCCAACUAGACAAAGCCAGACCCACCUCUGAUCAUAUCCCUUUAGUUUUAGAUAUCUCAGACCCAUCUUGGGGACCUACUCCUUUUAGAUUUGAAGUCAUGUGA
This is a messenger RNA of Papaver somniferum (opium poppy), 753 nucleotides long. RefSeq lists its product as uncharacterized. Gene Ontology annotation, molecular function: catalytic activity. The record is from RefSeq and is a predicted model, not a curated record. The transcript has a single exon. Lineage: Eukaryota; Viridiplantae; Streptophyta; Magnoliopsida; Ranunculales; Papaveraceae. Bases 1 to 753 code for a protein of 250 amino acids.